Molecule: messenger RNA, 990 nt
Organism: Auxenochlorella protothecoides
Lineage: Eukaryota; Viridiplantae; Chlorophyta; Trebouxiophyceae; Chlorellales; Chlorellaceae
Exons: 3
Coding region: 1-990 (329 amino acids)
Source: RefSeq, a predicted model, not a curated record
AUGCUGGGAGUGUGCGAGGGACUAGGCGGGCUGUGCGCUGUUGGCCUGCGGUCCACACGCUCCCCCCGGCCUGCCCUCGCCAUGAGGCCCCAGGCUGCCCUGUUCUCCACCGUCCUGUUCUCCCCCUCCAAGCUCCGCGUGGCCCUGGCGCCCGACAUGAGAGCGUCCAGGCCUCAUCCCGACUUUCCCUCUCGGAAGUACACGCUCACGCACAACGACAUCACUGGCAACCUCUUCCUCUCCAUAGGUCCCUGUUACAACCAGAGGCAACUCUCCAGGCUUUACACCCGGCUCCUGCGUGACGAGGUGCUGGCAGAGUGGCUGCCGCACGGCGGGGACCUGCAUGCGGUGGCGGGCCCAGGCACCGCCCAACCCCGCCAGGCCAUGAGCCUGCACGUCCACUGCCAUGUCAGCGGGGGCACAGCCUGGACCUGGGCCCCCCCGGGCCUGCGGUCGGCCAUCUUCCGCCGCGAGAUGGGCGUGGUACUGGCGGCCCUGGCCUGGGCGGAGCGUGACCUGCUCUCCACCUGCCCCGCCGCGGCCCAGGCGCACGUGGUGGUGCACCUGCACAGCCACCAGCAGGCCCACGACCGCACGCUGGCCUGGGGCAGGCUGGGGGACCCCUCCAGCUGGCCCACCAUGGAGGGAAAGGGGCUGACCGCGCUGCUGCGAGUGCUCCUGCCUGCGAUGCAGGACCGUGCGCGUGAGGAGUCUGAGCGGGCGGGGGGCCAGGGGUCGUUCCCUUCCUCUCCACACACGCCUGGUGAGCCUGCUGGGCAGGGGCCUGCGGACGCAGCACAGCCCGGCAGCGCAGAGCCGGCUGCAAGAACUCAGCAGGCAGAGGACCUGGUGGUGGUGGAGAGCGCCACCCUGGAGCUGAGGCGGCCGCCCCCGGAUCGAGACCCGGAUGACUGCGUGGAGGAGCUGUGCAUCGUGCCUUUGCCUGCCCAUGAGCUGAAGCGUAGUGCAUCAGAGGUGGUGGCGAGGUGA